AUGUCCGUCCCCAAAGGAAAGGAGCAGAAAUGUGUGGGUUGCAAAGGUAUACUACUUAAGGACAAACAAAUAACCUGCUUUCUUUGCAAGUCGAAAUACGAUUUACUCUGCGCAAAUAUAACUGUUGACCGCUUCAAACUUAUGGAUGUCGAACAUAAACGUAUAUGGCGGUGCCCAGAAUGUCGCAGUAAACAGCCGAAGGCAGAUAACACGAAUACUCCUAUACGUGCCGUGACUUCACCCGCCUCCGAAACCUUGGUCGACUUUGUAACACAGCCAGAUUCAGAAACGUCUUAUAUUACACAUCGUCGGAAGCCGACGAGUGACGUUCCCGCACCCCUUGUCGUACUAGACCCAGGACUAAGCAAGUCAGACCAAGUACCCUAUCCUGAUCAAGAAAUAGGUCUAUUCUGGAAUGAAUUGCGUGCAGCCCGCUAUGAGAUGAGUCAGCUUAGAGACACGCUUCUGGAAGUAACCGCUACAAUGAAAACAAAUAGUGAACGUCUGGAUCUGUUGGAGGCUAGGAUUGACGGUUUAGAAAGCACGAUCGCAGUGCAAGACCGAUCGAAUAUGGAUAUCUUAGAGAGCCAAAUUACUCAACUUAAACAAGAUCUUCAAGAUCGGGAGCAGGAGCUAUUGUCAAAUGAUAUAGAAAUUGCGGGUGUGCCGGAAACCGCGGGAGAAGGUGUCGUUCACAUAGCGCUUGCUGUGGCUACUAAGCUGGGAGUCGAAUUGGAUGACCGCGACAUUGUAAGUGCGGCGCGCGUUGGCCCGCCGCGGGCAAUCGUCGAAGGCGCGCCAGCUCCGAAACCGCGUAGCAUUGCGGUGCGGCUAACUCGCCGUACGUGCCGCGAUGCGCUGUUGAAAGCAGCUAGGGUAAGACGUGGAGUCACUACCACCGAUAUGGGCAUUGCUGGGAAGCCAUGUAAAUUUUAUGUUAAUGAGAGACUCACAAAAUUAAACCGCCAGAUAUUCCAAAGGGCUCGGGAGCUCGCGGCACAUGCUAAGUGGAGAUUUGUAUGGACCCGCGACGGUAAAAUCUUCGCCAGGAAAGACAAUGGAUCCAAGCGUCAUAGAUUUAGCUCCGAAACAGACCUGAUGAGUGUUUUUGGUGGUGCUGUGGUUUGCACUGACGACGUUUAG
Helicoverpa zea (corn earworm) is the source of this 1143-nucleotide messenger RNA. RefSeq lists its product as uncharacterized. The transcript has a single exon. Lineage: Eukaryota; Metazoa; Arthropoda; Insecta; Lepidoptera; Noctuidae. The coding region runs from base 1 to 1143 and encodes 380 amino acids. The record is from RefSeq and is a predicted model, not a curated record.